AUGGCCAACAAGACAAAGGGCGCCAAGCGCGCCAAAACUGGAGAGAAUGAGACGUAUAGCAUCAAGGAGAUUCUCGAACAGGAUAAGCAGAACAUCCGGGACACGUAUGGAGGCAAGUUCUUCGAGUGUCUGCAGCGCGGCCUCACAGAGCUCCGGCAGGAAGAACCCAAAGUCGACAUGACCGAGGAGAAGCUCAGGACCCUGAGCAACCAGAUUUGUGACGCGUGCUAUGAUUUCUACUGGCAUGACAGGCGGGUAUUCAAGCAGAAGAUCUUCGAAAUUUACAGCAACAUGAAGAGGGAAAACAACCAUGACCUGCGGCGUAAAAUCAUAACAAAAGUCAUGACGGUGAACGAGCUUAUCCACGCAGAGACGAUAAAGCUGGCUCCCGACGAGGUGCAACAGAAAAGGCAAAUUGAGGUCGAAAAACACUAUCUGCGAAACGUCAUACUGCCGGGCGACCGGAACAACGUUGCAACAACAGCGGUCGCCGAGCCCACGCAAUCUCCGGAAAGCGAUACUGCAUUAGAGAAGGCUGUCAGCCCCAGCAGAAGUAGCAGUGGACUGGACCGUAUGGUCAGUCCUGGUAGCCGCGACGGGACAAACCUUUUCGAUAGCGAUAUCUCGGAUGAGCAGCAGUCGGAUUCGUCUGGAGAGGAGGAAGAGUCAGACCAAGAUGGAGAUGGUGAUGAAAACGCACCUCAAUCGGAUGCGGACACUGCGCGGCCUGGCGCCGCUAGCACAUCGCCAGCGGCGGGGCUGAGUGCCACCCGUUAUGAGGCCGACGGCGACCGCGGGGAAACAUCUACAUCAAUCGACGAAAGGGGUGAAACUGGUGAUCACACACCAAAACGGCGGAAUAGUGCGUCACCCAGCAGUCUUAUGGAAGAUAUUGAUUCGAGUAGCAUUUUCUUGACACGCCAGCAUAGGGUUGAGUCGGACGAGGAAGCAACACCUAAGAGACCUCAAGCGCCAGACGGAAGCCAAUUCACGCUAGAGCACGUCAUGGCGAAAAUAGAGGGACGUCUUGACGCGCUACCAGCGUAUAUUGCAAAACCGUUCAGGGGACCGCUGAAAUGCGGACACAAGCGCGUAUCACUGCUCAUGGCGAGGUCGCACAUCCUGCACAGCAAACAGCCAGAUCACAAGAUCUCGCCCUCGCCUGAAUGA
Babesia ovata is the source of this 1170-nucleotide messenger RNA. Its product is annotated as transcription factor s-ii (tfiis) central domain-containing protein. The coding region runs from base 1 to 1170 and encodes 389 amino acids. NCBI's taxonomy places the organism in Eukaryota, Apicomplexa, Aconoidasida, Piroplasmida, Babesiidae. Gene Ontology annotation, biological process: DNA-templated transcription. The record is from RefSeq and is a predicted model, not a curated record. The transcript has a single exon.